AUGGCACCGCUACGGUUGCUAGUGAUCCUGUUUGGAGUCGGUGGUUGGGAAUCGCUCCUGGCGACGGCAAGCCGGACUGCGAACGACCUACACGACGUUACCGAUGACCGGGAUUCGCUUCGGCGGGUACACCGGCACCCGAAGGACAUUCAUGGCCGUAGCUCGACCACCACGGCGCCAAUGGGUUCCUUCGAGACGUACUACUUCGAGCACGCCCAAACGGAACUCGCCGCACGCCAGUUCGUAGCCACCUUGAACCACUCCGAGUUGCAUCGGAACCCGAGCUGGUGCAAGCAGUGCAACGCCACCGUAAUGCACUAUUGCAGGACGCAGCACUUCAUCAACGAUCACUGCUGCUGCGAGUACUCGCACACCAAAGAGCAACUGCCAUGGAUACCACACACCUGCCUGCUGAAGCUGUACGAUCCGUGUACGGCCAAUGCCGGCUCCUGCAGCAAGUAUCGAGCGAUCAAAGAGUGCUGCUGCGAUCGGGCCACGAAGCUGGCAUAUAAAGUCAAAUUUUCGACAGCCUCCAGCGUGUGGGUGGCCCAGGUCUGGCAGCUGGUACUGGCGGUUGGCAUCGUUUGUGUCCUUGCCUCGGUGCGAUCGUGUCCUGGGCGAAGCUAACCACAAGCAAACGCACGCACCGUGAUCGUACUUAAGUGGCCUUACUCAAGGCGGUUCAUGCCUUAUUAACCCCCACCAAGAGGACCGUUUCGGGGUGCUUUUGGUCCUUUGCGACGGAAGGAUCGACGAGGACACCGCUCAGCAUUCAGUGUAACGUCUGCAUUCCCUGUGUGAUCGCUUCUAACGGUGCCGUGACGCGU
This is a messenger RNA of Anopheles nili, 827 nucleotides long. RefSeq lists its product as uncharacterized. Bases 1 to 627 code for a protein of 208 amino acids. The record is from RefSeq and is a predicted model, not a curated record. The transcript is spliced from 3 exons. NCBI's taxonomy places the organism in Eukaryota, Metazoa, Arthropoda, Insecta, Diptera, Culicidae.